GAGGCCCAGAGGGGGCGAAGGGUCCGGCUGCGGCUGCGGCCCGGGGCUCAGAGCCUCCGCCUCCGCCUCCGCCUCGGGCUCGCCCCACUCCGCGCCCCGCGCCCCGCCACCAUGCCGCUCAGCCGCAGCCUAUCCGUGUCGUCGCUGCCCGGCCUGGAGGACUGGGAGGACGAGCUGGACCUGGACAACGCCGUGCUCUUCGAGGUGGCCUGGGAGGUGGCCAACAAGGUGGGGGGCAUCUACACCGUGCUUCAAACGAAAGCCAAGGUGACCGGAGAUGAGUGGGGGGACAACUACUACCUGGUGGGCCCCUACACGGAGCAGGGAGUGCGGACCCAGGUGGAACUCCUAGAGCCCCCCACCCCAGCCCUGCGCAAGACCCUGGACUCCAUGAACAGCAAGGGCUGCAAGGUGUACUUUGGCCGCUGGCUGAUCGAGGGCAGCCCCCCCGUGGUGCUGCUUGACGUGGGGGCUGCCGCGUGGGCCCUGGAGCGGUGGAAGGGCGAGCUCUGGGACACCUGCAGCAUCGGGGUCCCCUGGUACGACCGCGAAGCCAACGACGCCGUCCUCUUUGGCUUUCUCACCACCUGGUUCCUGGGCGAGUUUUGGGCUCAGAGUGAAGAGAAGCCGUUCAUCGUGGGCCAUUUCCACGAGUGGUUGGCGGGCGUGGGCCUGUGCCUGUGCCGGGCCCGCAAGCUGCCCGUGGCCACCAUCUUCACCACGCAUGCCACGCUUCUGGGUCGCUACCUCUGUGCGGGCGCCGUGGACUUCUACAACAAUCUGGAGAACUUCAACGUGGAUAAGGGCGGGGAGCGGCAGAUCUACCACCGCUACUGCAUGGAGAGGGCGGCCGCCCACUGCGCUCAUGUCUUCACCACCGUGUCCCAGAUCACGGCCAUCGAGGCUCAGCACCUGCUGAAGAGGAAGCCAGAUAUCGUGACCCCCAAUGGGCUCAACGUGAAGAAGUUCUCCGCCAUGCAUGAGUUUCAGAACCUGCACGCCCAGAGCAAGGCUCGCAUCCAGGAGUUUGUGAGGGGUCAUUUCUAUGGCCACCUGGACUUCAACCUGGACAAGACCUUGUACUUCUUCAUCGCCGGCCGCUACGAGUUCUCCAACAAGGGCGAUGUCUUCCUAGAGGCCCUGGCCCGACUCAACUACUUACUCAGGGUGAAUGGCAGUGAGCAGACUGUGGUGGCCUUCUUCAUCAUGCCCGCGAGGACCAACAACUUCAACGUGGAGACCCUCAAGGGUCAGGCAGUGCGGAAGCAGCUCUGGGACACGGCCAACACAGUGAAGGAGAAGUUUGGGAGAAAGCUCUAUGAAUCCCUCCUGGUUGGGAGCCUCCCGGACAUGAACAAGAUGCUGGACAAGGAGGAUUUCACCAUGAUGAAGAGGGCCAUCUUCGCCACACAGCGGCAGUCCUUCCCCCCUGUGUGCACCCACAACAUGCUGGACGACUCCUCGGACCCUAUCCUCACCACCAUCCGCCGUAUUGGCCUCUUCAACAGCAGCGCCGACCGAGUCAAGGUGAUCUUCCACCCCGAGUUCCUCUCCUCCACCAGCCCCCUGCUCCCAGUAGACUAUGAAGAGUUUGUCCGGGGCUGCCACCUGGGAGUCUUCCCCUCCUACUAUGAGCCCUGGGGCUACACGCCUGCGGAGUGUACUGUCAUGGGCAUCCCCAGCAUCUCCACCAACCUGUCGGGUUUUGGCUGCUUCAUGGAGGAGCACAUCGCAGACCCCUCUGCCUAUGGCAUCUAUAUCCUUGACCGGCGGUUCCGGAGCCUGGACGACUCCUGUACCCAGCUGACUUCGUUCCUCUACAGUUUCUGCCAGCAGAGCCGCAGGCAGCGAAUCAUCCAGCGGAACCGCACGGAGCGGCUCUCAGAUCUGUUGGACUGGAAGUACCUGGGCCGGUAUUAUAUGUUCGCCCGCCACAUGGCCCUAGCCAGGGCUUUCCCGGAUCAUUUCACAUACGAGCCUCAUGAUGCCGAUGCUACACAGGGCUUCCGUUACCCACGGCCCGCUUCGGUGCCCCCAUCGCCUUCACUGUCCCGCCACUCCAGCCCCCACCAGAGUGAGGGUGAAGAAGAGGAGGAAGAAGAGAAUGCCCGGAAGUCAGGCUUUGAGGACAGUGAGCGCUACAAUGAAGAGGAGGAGGCUGAAAAAGACCGAAGGAACAUCCGCGCCCCUGAGUGGUCCAGGCGGGCCUCAUCUGCCAAGCGGGGCUCUGUUGACACGGCCCCCUCCAGUUCUCCCAGCACCCCCAGCGAGCCCCUCAGUCCUGCCAGUUCUGUGGGUGAGGAGCGUAACUAAGGAGGGCUUCCUCUUCUCCAAGCACCCCAGGCUCUCCCUCUCCUCCAUUCCUGUGUGCUGUGCACGGGCCAUUGUAUGCCAGGCCCCUUGUAUCUUCUGGAGCCUGCAUCCUAAGGAAUGCCAGUGUUCCCUGAGUCCUGGGAUAUUGCCUUAAUAGAGGCUCCCCAAGGCCUCCUACCUUUCUACCUGUCUCUGCUCUAUAACUUCAGGGUCCCGAGUACCCAGGAUCCCUGUGUUCUAGAACUGAGCCUCUUCUUCCUUGUCCCCUUUGAGAAUCCACAUUCUAAAGGGCUCAUGUGAUAACACUCCAGGCCAGGGACUGUUUCACUAUCAUGCACUCCCAGAUAAUGCCCAGCCUUGGUCCAGAAUCCCCCACUUCGCCCUUAUCUUCUAGGGCUUUGGCCCAACCCAAAGCUUUCCACUGUCACUCCAACACCCAUGGCCCCUUAAGCUGGCUCCUUGGUUUGUCCCCACUCCCCUAGAGCCUGCAGGUGCUCAAGACCAAGGACCCUGCGUGUGUUGUGUGUGUGUGCGCCUGUGUGCAAUGUUUGUGACCUCCUGCAGCUCAGGUUGGUUUGCUGUGGGGGUUGGUGGCCUAGAACCAGUCACCCCAAUGGUUGGGGAAUUCUCCGUCCAAGGGUUUUUAAAAGGCCUAUAUAAAGAAUAAAGAGUUUUUCUCCAUCGCUGACCUUCCCAUGCA
Messenger RNA from Dromiciops gliroides (monito del monte), 3013 nucleotides. It is a transcript of the gene GYS1, whose product is annotated as glycogen synthase 1. Gene Ontology annotation, biological process: glycogen biosynthetic process. The record is from RefSeq and is a predicted model, not a curated record. Gene Ontology annotation, cellular component: cytoplasm. NCBI's taxonomy places the organism in Eukaryota, Metazoa, Chordata, Mammalia, Microbiotheria, Microbiotheriidae. Gene Ontology annotation, molecular function: alpha-1,4-glucan glucosyltransferase (UDP-glucose donor) activity.